AUGGCUGGCGAACUCAUUCUGUUGACGGGCGGUACAGGUCACGUUGGGUACCGGGUUCUGAUCGAGGCUUUGUCGAAGGGCUACAAUGUCCGGGCCUCCGUUCGAUCAGAAGCGAAGAUUGCCGAGCUCAAGGCUGCAAAGUCCUCUCAACCAUACCUCGCUCAACUCUCCUUCGUCAUCGUCCCUGACAUUGGAAAGGAUGGUGCGUUCGAUGAGGCAGUCACUGAUGUGGACUUCAUCGUUCAUGUUGCAUCUCCAAUUCAGCAGCCCACUGAUGACGUCGAGGCACACAUCAUCCAGCCAGCCAUCCGGGGCACUCUGAGCAUCCUCCGUUCCGCUCUCAAACAGCCUUCUAUUCGACGAGUCGUCAUCACUUCCUCUGUAGUAGCAGCCUUGCCUUCAGAACCACGAGCCUUCACAGCCGACAAUGUCGAGCCGGAUCCCCAUGGACCAUAUGACAACGACUUUGUCGCAUAUAUCGCAAGCAAGAAACUGGCAUACAAUCGUACUCGUGACUUCAUUGCCAAGGAAAAACCCAACUUCACCGUUGUCAACAUCAUGCCAACCUUUGUCGUGGGCAAGAACGAACUUGCAACCACGCCAAAAAGCGUCCUGUCGGGUUCAAACAGUUUACCGAUGAUCCCCGUCAUGGGUCAGCACAAUCCGGACGGACUCCCGGCAAAAGUUUGCCACGUUGAUGAUGUUGCCUUUGUCCACAUAGCUGCACUGGACUCCGGGGUUGAAGGCAAUCGGAACUUUGGAGUCGAUUAUCGCGGCGACAAGCCCGUGGAAUGGGAUGAUGCGAUUGAUAUCGUGAAGAAACACUUUCCCGAAGAAGUCAAGAAAGGCGUCUUUCCUCUCGGCGGGUCUCUGAAAUCGUUGCCAAUGCCCUUCGAUGCCACUAAGACGGAGGAAACGUUUGGGAUCAAGUUCAAGAGCUACGAAGAGCAGAUCGUGAGCCUCGCAGGUCAUUAUGCUGAAGUGGUCGCAAAUGCCUGA
Molecule: messenger RNA, 999 nt
Organism: Capronia epimyces CBS 606.96
Lineage: Eukaryota; Fungi; Ascomycota; Eurotiomycetes; Chaetothyriales; Herpotrichiellaceae
Exons: 1
Coding region: 1-999 (332 amino acids)
Molecular function (GO): oxidoreductase activity, acting on the CH-OH group of donors, NAD or NADP as acceptor
Source: RefSeq, a predicted model, not a curated record